This is a messenger RNA of Aspergillus steynii IBT 23096, 366 nucleotides long. RefSeq lists its product as uncharacterized. NCBI's taxonomy places the organism in Eukaryota, Fungi, Ascomycota, Eurotiomycetes, Eurotiales, Aspergillaceae. The transcript is spliced from 2 exons. The record is from RefSeq and is a predicted model, not a curated record. The coding region runs from base 1 to 366 and encodes 121 amino acids.
AUGACGCUGCUUCUGACGCCGAACAUGGGCGUGUUGUACGUGUUCCUGUCCGCUGGACAUUUGCCGCGAUGCACGUCGAAGGGACCUACGGAAUUUGAGUUUCCGACGGAUUUGACACCAUGUCCUUCCUACCUGUCCCAGUUCCAGUUCCAGUCCAAAUUUAUCGCCAUUGAAGGAACGGCAAAUCCGAGAUCGUCGGGCCUGAUCGAGCUAGUCAAAACAAAGUUGAAGGGCGAUCGGGGUCUCCUGGGUCGGCCUCGUCAUCUGGGUCGGCCUCGUCAUCGCUCUCCCGCUCUGGCGCUCUCCCAAAGAUCCCAUCGUCAAUCCGUGUCUGGCCCAACUCUGGUCACGCCUCUGACUCGCUAG